AUGCCCCCCUCCCUCAACAAGCUCAAAACAAAACUACUCACCCGCCCCCUCCACCUCACCAAGGAAACCCUCCUCAACUUCCGUGCCACCAUCCUCGAAGUGAUGUUCCAGCCGCGCCGCACAACAGACUACAACAUCGCGUGUCGGCAGCGUCUGAAAAUGUUCGCUUACGUGGUGAUCUCGUUCUGUGGCGUCUUGACUAUGAUUGCGGGAGUGGGGUUCGCGCUGUGUGUUUCGAGGGGUGGAGUGGAGAAGGCUACGGCCAAGGAUGCGAGUGCGGGUGUGAGAUCGAGUGGGGAGGGAUUGGGUAGAGUGGUGGAGAAGAGGGGGAUGGAGUCGCCGAGUGAUGAGGAGUUGAUGUGGAAUAUGGUUGCGUUUGGGGUUCCUGCUUUGGUGGCAUUUGGGGCGAGGAUGCUUAACCGGGUAUGGGUUCUGAAGAAAUUCCACUUUGAAGACUACCUUAUGUGUCUUGCCAUGAUCUUCUACUCUGCCGUCUUGGUUCUGAUCAACGUCUUUGCUCACUUCGAAACCAAUCUUUACCCGAAGGAGAUGGAAGCUCAGAUUCUUGCCAAUCCAGUUGACGUUGCCAAUCGUAUCUUCGGGUCUAAGAUUGUCGUUGCUCUUGAGCAAUGCAUGCUUGGUGUCACUUGGUCUGUUAAGAUCUGUAUCUGGACUUUCUUGCUUCGUCUCCACCGCAUCCUCCCCCGCUUCGAGCUCGCACUCUGGUUCCAAUUCGCCUUUCUCUGGGCGGGCCUCUUCACCAUCCAGAUAAUCUACUACUUCGGAUCCUGCAUGCCAUUCAAUCAAUACUGGGCCUUACCAGUCACGAACUCCGAGUGUGCCACUUACCACAACUACUCGAUCGUGCAGAUGGUGUUCAAUGUUUCCUCUGAUAUUGGAUUGAUCCUGACGCCGAUCCCUAUGAUUUGGCUUGCGCAGUUGCCGAUGAAGGGGAAAUUGAUCUUGAUGCUUAUCUGUGGUCUGGCCUGUUUCACGGUUAUGGCUGCUGUGAUGGAUAAGUACUACCACUUCACCUCCCCCUUCACAACCAUCCACCAACUCUGGUACAUCCGCGAAGCCUCCACAUCCAUCACCCUCGCCAACCUAAUCUGCUGCUGGCAGCUCCUCCAAAAGCUCUUCCACCUCCGCUCCUUCUCCAACACACGCUUCGAAAUCACCGACGACGGCGUCGUCUCCAACAACCACGGUCUUCGGCACAGACUGAUCCGACUCGCUCACCGCGCUCGUGAUUCGGUAAGUGGAAUUCCUGGAUCUUGGAACGCGAGUGGUCAUACUGGUGGUGGUGGUAGUGGGGGUGCGUUUGGGUUUGGGUAUGGUGGCAGGGAUGGGAGGGAUGGGAGGGAUGAUGUGACGAUGGGGACGGAUGAUACGGAGUUUGAGGAGAGGAAGAGUAGGUGGGAUGAUAGGAGGAGGGAUACGCAGUUUAGUGUGGAGAGGGAUGGGGAUGAUGCGAGGCCGGCGAUUAUGUAUCGGUCGAUGCAUAAUAUUGCUUGA
This is a messenger RNA of Cadophora gregata, 1515 nucleotides long. RefSeq lists its product as uncharacterized. The transcript has 5 exons. NCBI's taxonomy places the organism in Eukaryota, Fungi, Ascomycota, Leotiomycetes, Helotiales, Ploettnerulaceae. The record is from RefSeq and is a predicted model, not a curated record. Bases 1 to 1515 code for a protein of 504 amino acids.